Messenger RNA from Nematostella vectensis (starlet sea anemone), 2908 nucleotides. RefSeq names its product neuromedin-U receptor 2. The record is from RefSeq and is a predicted model, not a curated record. Lineage: Eukaryota; Metazoa; Cnidaria; Anthozoa; Actiniaria; Edwardsiidae. The coding region runs from base 1249 to 2325 and encodes 358 amino acids. The transcript is spliced from 2 exons. Gene Ontology annotation, biological process: G protein-coupled receptor signaling pathway. Gene Ontology annotation, molecular function: G protein-coupled receptor activity. Gene Ontology annotation, cellular component: membrane.
GGGGGAGGCAUCGUAAGGGUUCUUAUUCAAAAAUUGGUCAUUGAAAAACCCGAAGUAUACCAAUUGUAUCAUUUAAGCAAAUGACUUUGCUUUAGAACUACUUUUGUAUAGGAGAACUCUACUUUGUAAAAAAAAAUAAAGUAAAAGUAUACAGCUGGCGGGUACAGAUACAUACAUUAGAUAAAGGUUAUUACUGUAAGACCCGUAUACAAAAGUUGACGCUCUAAAGCCUAUAAAACCCCAUCCGCUUAGCCCUCGACCUGUUACAAUUAUUUCGAUUAGGUUGACUAUGAGAAAAUGGAAAAUCACGAAUGCCAAACACCACUGCUUUGGGAAAACAAGUCUUGAAUCUUGAACAUUCAGUGAGUCUAAAUUAAGUUUGUAACGAGGCCCAAAAGAAAACAUUACUAUUGGUCAAACUUUGUUCUAUUUUUUUAUGGCGAAAAUUAUUUAAAUAAUAAGUGUAUACUCGACUUUUUGUUUGGAGACAUUGAAAUACUAAGGGAGAGCGCAGAUUGCAUUGUUAAAAACAACUUCGUUUAAAAAUAACGCGAAGUUUUAAACGAAAUUUAAUAGCAUCACGUAAUCUGACAGGAAAUAAUCCUAUUGAAAUCCGCAAUAUUCAUUUUUAUGAGGCUUUUAAAGUAUCAAUUUAUCUUUAUAAGUGAUAAAUAUCGUAUUCAAUCCUUCUGUUGUCCCGGAGCUACAAUUAUUUAUUGGGCAAAAAAAAUGAGAAAUCAAAUAAUUGGCAAUUUAAGUUGAAACUGACCGCCUCGAAGUUAAAGCUAAUUGAAUUUUUUUUUUUUUUUUACAGUGGACUGAUGAAAGGGUUUGGUUUUGUCUAACCAUUUUUCAAUUACAAAGGAUGCUUUGAGGAUUUGAAUCUACUGAUCCUGAAGCGUGGAGAAUUAAUAGAUCAGGUGAAAGUGCAAAGAAGGGCUGCAAAUACAGAUAGAGAGUAGAAUAUUGACUAAAGCACGCGAAUGACAUACUGUUUCACUUGUAAAUUAAAAAAAGAAGCGAUUAGCGACGGCUUGAUGAACAAUGCUCUCUUCUUCGUGAUGGCAGAUUGAGACGGAUUGGUUCCAUUCACAAUCCCGAACGGUAAACGUGGACUCUAUGAUUUAUGUCUGUGUGGUUAACACAAGUGUGGAGUAUUAUACUUUUUGACGGACCCGGAAGCCACAUUCAAACUCGGAAUCGAGUAAUCAGGCAAGAGUCGACGAGCUCUUUGUGCGCAAAGCUGCGAUGUCCCUUGAAAUUCGUGUCUUUGGCUGUAUCUUCCUCGUAUUUAUCUUCUUCGUCGGACUUAUCGGUAACCUUUUAGUGUGCUCCGUGGUACGCAGUCGAACAGUGCGGAGCUCCGCGACGAAUCACAUCCUUCUCAACCUCGCGAUCGCAGACAUCCUUGGCUGCUUGGUCAACCUGCCCAUCAUGUUUGUCACGUUCUACGUCGACUUUCAAAACAACUUCUUGGAAAGUCUCAGCGACGCGCACUUUGUCUUGACGGUGACCACAGGGUUCCCGGUCUGCCUGUGUCAUCUGUUGCUAUCUGUGGAUAGGUAUGACGCGAUUGUGAACCCGUUUCACCGUCGCGUCACGGUACCCAGGAUGAAAAGGGUAUCUAUCGUGUUGUGGGGUGUAUCCCUCGGCGCGGGACUCAUAGCGGCGGUUCUUGUUGUCAUUAUCCCCACCCACUGGCUAAUACUUCAUGAUGACUCGCCACACUUCAUCGCCGGUGAGGUGCUGAAUGGAGUUGGUACAGCUGUCAUUCUCUCCAUCCUAACCGUCAUGCUCUAUUCAUUCGUCAAGGUCCGCACGAGUUUCCGUGUUCACAACACCCACAUGGUGCAAGCGCUGGGACAGGCUAAAGUCGACAAGGAAAUGCGCCUCACCAAAGUCGCGGUGCUUCUGAUCGCGAGUUUCACGGUCACGUGUCUUCCUUGGGUCUUUAUGCGCCUAGUGUACUCCAUCACCGGCCAUCAGGACAAGGCGGCUUACAUCUUAUCCUACUGUCUUCUAUACCUCUCUCACGCUAUCAACCCGCUACUGUACACAAGCCUGAUGAGACAAUUCAAGCGGGUCAUGUAUCAUAAAAUACACUGUUGCUUCCGCAGACUGAGUUGUCGAGAGCCAGACUUGCAUGACUCGCCCUUGAGCGAGAAUUCCAGGGAGCCAACAGAGGGUGUUAUUUCGCGUGGAAGGCAAAGGCUGUCUUUGGCAGUAGUGCAUCCCUUUUGCCCACAGAAGGGGGUCAAAAAAGACUCCGAGAUAUCUCUUGAAAAAGUGGGAACCAACACAGAAAACAUUGAAAUAGAGUCGUGACACUGAUGUUAAAAUACAUUCUGAUAAAAGGGUGGGACUAGCAACAAGCAAAAAAAUUUAGAAUAGCACCCAGCAAAAGCAAAACAUAUGAUAAUGCAAGACGAAACGGACAAAAUAAAACGAUAUUUUGUCACUCUGUGUGCAGUCAAUUCUUGCUAGAUUUGGGCACCCUGUGUACAGCCAACUCUUGCUAGAUUUGAGCACUCGUGUGCAGCCAACUCUUACUAGAUUUGGGCACCCUCUGCGCGGUUAACUCUUGCUAGAUUUGGGCACCCUGUGUACAGCCAAUCUUGCUAGAUUUGGGCACCCUGUGUACAGGCAACUCUUGCUAGAUUUGGACAUCCUGUGUACAGCCAACUCUUGCUAGAAUUGGGCACCCUGUGGUCGGGUAACUCUUGCUAGAUUUGGGCACCCUGUGUACAACUAACUCUCGUUAUUACAAACAGCGACGAGUUGUUACCGGGAUUGAUUUUCCGUAAUAACGGGGUGUUCAUAAUCUCAAGGUGUCCGUAAUAACGGGGUGUCCGUUAAAACGAGGUGUCCGUAAUAACGAGGUUUCCGUAAUAGUGGGGUGCCCGUAAUA